Molecule: messenger RNA, 3555 nt
Organism: Sceloporus undulatus (fence lizard)
Lineage: Eukaryota; Metazoa; Chordata; Lepidosauria; Squamata; Phrynosomatidae
Gene: KLF4
Product: Kruppel like factor 4
Exons: 4
Coding region: 588-2108 (506 amino acids)
Biological process (GO): regulation of transcription by RNA polymerase II
Molecular function (GO): RNA polymerase II cis-regulatory region sequence-specific DNA binding; DNA-binding transcription factor activity, RNA polymerase II-specific
Source: RefSeq, a predicted model, not a curated record
UCAGGGACGGUUGGAGAAGCAGGAGAAGAGGAAAAAGAGAGAGAAAGAGAGGGCAGUGCGCGUGCGCAGAGCCCUACUGGGUCCCUCCGGGAUGAGGAUAAAAAGCAGGAGCGGAGCGUGAGCCCGAACGCAGAAAGCACAGGAGAUAGAGCGCGCGCACACACACACACCCGUCAAUCAGCAACAUCUCAGGCUGAAGUGCGCGAGGCGGCGGCUGCAGGAGAGAUUCCAGAACUCCCCUCAUGGCAGCAUCAGCGGCGACGUUGGCGCGAGGAGGGAAUCCCCGGGAAUGGUCUCGCGCCCGCCGGCUCUCGCGCUCCUCCUCUCCCUUUUUCUUGCUGGUGCUGCUGCUGGUGCUGCUGCUGCCCGUUUGCAAAGCGGCUUUUACUGCUGGUGCUCCUUGACAAGGGCUGGCACCUUCUUGAUUUGACACUUCCAGAGGACACUUCCUUUUUCCAGAGAGACAAUUUUUCCCUUGCAAAUUGCAAUAUAUAUAUAUAUAUCUCCCCAUCUUUUCCAACUUGGUUCCUCCUGGUUUCUCCUCCUGCUGCGCCCUCCGACCAAGCAUUGGACCCUUGGAGACAUCCAUGAGGCAACCUCCGCCCGGAGACUUCGAGAUGGCGCUCAGCGGCACCCUCCUGCCCUCCAUCUCCACCUUCGCUGCCGCCGCCACAGGGAACCCUGCCAGGGAGAAGGCCCUCAGGCAAGGGGCCCCCAACGCCAACAACAGCAACAACAACAACACAUGGAGAGAGGAGCUGUCUCAUCUCAAGAGGAUCCCUCCUGUGCUAACAGGACGGCCCUACGACUUAGUUUCUGAACUGGAAAACGCCGUCACAGGCAGCAGCAGUAGCGUUAUGUCACGGCGAGAGACGGAGGAGUUGAAUGAGCUUCUGGACUUUGACUUCAUCCUCUCCAACUCUCUCAUGCCCCAGGAGCAGCCCACAGCAGCCGCAGCCAUUGUAAGCUCUGUUCCUGGCUCCUCGCCCUCUGUCACUAGCAACAGCUGCCCUGUUGUGACCACCUGUGACUUCACUUACCAGCUGCAAAGGGGGGAUCACACUGGAGGAGGUGGUGGUAUACUGUACAACAGGGAACAGGCCCCAGCUGCCCCUUUCAACCUGUCCGAUAUCAAUGAUGUAUCCCCUUCGGGUGGAUUUGUAGCUGAGCUGAUGAGGCCAGAUCUGGACCCUGUUUAUAUGCAGCAGCAGCAGCAACAGCCACCACCCUCACUGGGCAGCCUGCAUGGGAAGUUUGUGGUGAAAGCCACAGUGAACAUGGGGGAGUACAAUAACCACAUCAGUGUUAGCAGCAAGAACAAUGCAGCUGCCGCUUCCCCUUGCACGGAUGGCCCCGUGCCACCUCCUGUCUACAACCACAUGCCCACGAUGUGCCCCAAAAUCAAGCAGGAGGCCACCCCUUCUUGCACCAUUGGCCAAUCCCACGGGAAUACUCCGAGGGCACAGCAGCACGAUUUCACUUUGGGGCGGCCACUGCCUAGUAGGACUAACCCUCCCUUGACUCCAGAGGAAAUUAUGAAUAACAGAGACUGCCACCCUUCCCCACAGAGCUUAAGUCACCCAGGUCUGCCAGUUCCCCCGGGCUACCACCCGGGCCCAGGAUAUCCUCCUUUUCUUCCAGAGCAACUGCCACCAAGUGCACUCCAGUAUCAAGGUCAGUCUUACUAUCUAAAUGUUUUUGGAGAGCCUUUAAGUAUGCCUCGCGUGGUUCAAGGGAUGAUGCUGACUCCGCCCUCUUCACCUCUAGAGCUCAUGCCUUCGGGGGGCUGUAUCUCUGAAGAGACCAAACCAAAGAGGGGACGGAGGUCAUGGCCCAGGAAAAGGACCGCAACACACACAUGCGACUAUGCUGGCUGUGGUAAAACAUACACAAAGAGCUCACAUCUCAAAGCGCACCUUCGGACCCAUACAGGCGAGAAGCCCUAUCACUGUGACUGGGAAGGUUGCGGCUGGAAAUUUGCCCGCUCUGAUGAACUCACGCGUCACUACAGAAAACACACGGGCCACCGCCCAUUCCAGUGCCAAAGGUGUGACAGAGCAUUUUCCAGGUCUGACCACCUUGCCUUACAUAUGAAGAGACACUUUUGAGAAGGACGCAAUGAACUUAUAUUUUCCUUUACUGCCAUGAGAUAUUCAGUAUUUGACAGCACAAAGGACUGUCUUCCACAAAAGGGGAGAACUCCACUUAAAGCACUACAAAGAAGUCUUCCAAAAUGAAAAUUUGAAAGUAUGGAUAUAAAUGGACAAUUAAGAAAACAACAACCAACAAUCAUGGGACUAUGUCUUUUCUCCCCCCAAAAAAGUAGGGGAACAACAAUGACUGGAUCUUGUAUCAUCAUUCCAUUUUUUUAAACUAAAAAAAUAAAUCUUAACUUGAAUCUUUUCUGGACUACAGAAUGCCAAGGAUUGACUGGAAGUCAAGGAUAUCAGGGUUAAAAUAAACUGUUGAGGGGAGGGGACAGUGGGAGAUUACGUAGGGAGACUACGGGUGAAGGCAGGUGUGAUGUUUGUAGAGCAGUGUGCCUACUUUAGAAGCGUCUUCAUCACAUUCAGUCCUCGUGCUUUUUCAUCUCCAAUUAGGCUACUAGCAAAAGCUACUACUAUUUGGCUAAUGAUCAUGAUGAGCUCAAACACAACUUUUCGCUGGCUGCCACCACCCCUCCACCAAAUGAAAUUCCUCAAGCCAUUUUGCAACAGCUUUUAAAACUCUUGUUUUUAAGAGGAAGAAUGAACAAGAGAACAUAGUUCUAUUUAAAUGAAAAGGAAAUAAAAUAAAGGGAAGCUGCAGCCUUUAAAGAAACAGGGGGAGAUAGUGUUUGAAGCCAAACUCACCAUUUGACAUACAAGAAGGUAGUUCCACCAUGCAAAUCCUAAAGCCUGGUUUGCACCAUGGCUGAAGAAAAUGUACUGUUACUGCUCUUAAAGUGCGGCAUCUGUCUUCACCCCAAAUUCCCUUAAGAUUUCUUUUCAAUGCAAUAUUGUAAACACGUUGUAGGCUUGCAAUUUCUUUUUCCUUCCAAAAGCCAUUAUUGAACUUUUGUCAGAUGGGGAAGAAGAAAUUCAGGUACAGAGAUGUGGUUAAAAGUCUUAUUCUAAUGGUGCUGAAUGACUUUUGGUUCUUAAGGUACCAAAAAAAAAAAAGGAAGCCAAAGUUCUCAAACUGCUGCAUAUCUGACAAGGAAAUACAUUUGUCUUCCGAUCUACAUUUAAUGAUGACCUAAGUCAGGUUAAUAAACCUGGUUUAUUUGUGUUUGUGUCUCUUUUUUAAUCUUCUAUGCAGACAGUCUGUAAUGCACUGUGGUUUCAAUGUGCAAUAAUUUGUACAAUUGUUUAUUCCCAAAUAUGCCUUAAGCAGAACAAAUGUGUUUUUUUCUAUAUAGUUCUUUACUUAAUAAAUAUGUAAUAUAAAUUUAAGGAGACUUCUAUUUUGUAUAUUUGUAAACUAUGAAGUGAAAAAUGAACAUUUUGUCAGAGUUUGUAUUUUGCAUAGUCACUUCGCUGAAAAUAACUUUUAAAUAAACCUAUUUUAUCUGAA